AUGGCUCGAGAGCGGCGCAAGGACAGCGCGGUGGAGAUUGGAUCGGCAAAGACCGAGGUUGUUCGAGAAGAAACCCAGAGUGCAGGAUGUUCAGCUCAGCUCAGCUUCAGUUUAAGGCAGUUUACGCGUGCAGGGGACGAAAAAAAACACAAAGCCAUGUUUCACCAUGGCAAAGCCAAAAAAAAUGUGAGACAGCCAUUCUUCGCGGUUUGA
Penicillium atrosanguineum is the source of this 213-nucleotide messenger RNA. RefSeq lists its product as uncharacterized. NCBI's taxonomy places the organism in Eukaryota, Fungi, Ascomycota, Eurotiomycetes, Eurotiales, Aspergillaceae. The transcript has a single exon. The record is from RefSeq and is a predicted model, not a curated record. The coding region runs from base 1 to 213 and encodes 70 amino acids.